Molecule: messenger RNA, 2535 nt
Organism: Penicillium riverlandense
Lineage: Eukaryota; Fungi; Ascomycota; Eurotiomycetes; Eurotiales; Aspergillaceae
Product: putative intracellular protein transport protein (Sat1)
Exons: 2
Coding region: 1-2535 (844 amino acids)
Biological process (GO): retrograde transport, endosome to Golgi
Cellular component (GO): Golgi membrane; Ric1-Rgp1 guanyl-nucleotide exchange factor complex
Source: RefSeq, a predicted model, not a curated record
AUGCCGUCGUCCAACAUUCAGGUCUUCGUCAAAUGGAAGGACCAGACGAUUUUCGCCGGCGAAGAUGUGGAGUGUGUCAUCACCUUUAAGAACGUGACGGACACCACCCCUGCCGCCAGCAAUGGAGGUGAGGGUCAUCAGAGGAAGCUGUCUCGAGUCGCCAACCACGCCAGCAACUCGGCCUCCGACUCCUUCUUUUCCUUCAAAUCCGGCAACAGCUUAUUUUCGGGCCGGCGAUCCUAUUCGAUCGGCUCCCAACGGAAACCCUUCCACCGGACCGCCUCAUCGCUGAGCUCCCCGCUAGUCGGCUCCAGCAGCUUCCCGCCAAAUAGCCCCUCCACCCCCCGAUCCUGGCAGCCCGGUCACAGCCACAAGAGAUCAGUCUCGAUUCUCUCCAUAGACAGUGAGGGUCACGUCGACUCCAGUCCUUCACCGCAGAACUUCGCUCGAGCCAAAUCAAUAGCCAGGGGCCAUGGGCGCUCAGCAAGUCUUCAGGUUGCGCCCCGGAGGAACGAUAGCUAUGACGAGGCGUACAGAAAAGUUGGGAGAGCUCCCAUCCGUGGCUUCCCACCGACAGACACACCACUCGAAUCAGCCUUGGGCAAUCUCAGGGUCGACACCAACCACUCAGCCCGAGUAAACCGCCAGAGUCCGAUGGCAAAUAGCCCAAUAGUCCCGGGAGAGCCAAUGCGCAUGCCCGCACGAAGACCGCAGCCGCCCGCCAUCGACUUCAAGUUUCCAGCCGCUCCUCCGCCAUCCGAACCGACUAAUGUCCGUUCUGCUGCUCGAACUCCUUCCCCCAAAUCGGGUGAAGCAAAUGGAAGGAAAGCAAAGGAUCCGUCCGUGGCUCCUAGCCACCAGCAGCUCACGCGGAUUCUAUCGGCCACUAGCGUGAAUGGAAGCAGCCGAAGCAGCGGCGAGUUUUACUCCGUCAGCGACCAUUCGAGUGAGACACUCGCAUCAGAAUAUACAAACUACUCGGUUCAGGGUUCACGGCCUCCCCCUCCAGCUCGACACGCACGGCACUACUCCAGCGUCGUACCCUCGAUUGACAAAGCGGACAACGACAACCAGGCCUUGCUGAUGGGAUAUGCGCAGGUCAGCGCAUCGUUUACAGUUGAUGGCUCACUAGUUGAUCAAUCUGUAUUUGACGAAGUGAAGCGCAAGGGAGUGGUUGGCGGACAGGGAAGCGGACUUACUGGGCGCGCGAACCCGUCCAGCGAUCGCUCGCGCAAAGGAGGUGGGUUCUGGGGUGCAUUCAAAUGGAACACCAUUGAAGAAUCCAUCAAUGGCCUGAUGUCGAACAACGAACUGGAUGGCUUGCGAGAAAUGCGCGGCGUCGCCUCCUCACGGGCAAUACCUUUACUCUCCACCACCCAAUCGCUUCUCUUUGUCGACCUGCGACUCGCGCCGGGUGAGGAGCAGUCAUACACCUUCUCAUUCACCCUCCCGGAAGGGCUUCCCGCCAGUCAUAAAGGGAAAGCCAUCAAAAUCUCGUAUAACCUGGUCAUUGGCACUCAGCGGCCGAGCGGACCCAAUGAACCUCAGAAAGUAAACCGCAUCAACAUCCCCUUCCGAGUAUUUAGCGGUGUGAAUGGUAAGUUGCCUUUCCAAGAUCGUGAUAUCAAAUCUAACACCCUUCCAGUCAAAGGAGACGUGGUCGGCCAUGACCUGAUGUCACCGUAUGUGCUCUUGCGUGACGAAGCCAAGGUAACCAAAGUCGGGCCAAACACACCAGCGGCAACCAUAAAAAACCAAAGCAUCAGCAGUCCGUGGGGCUCGGCUGGUGACUUUCUGACAUAUGUGGACAACAUUCUCGAGCAGCGCGCCCGCUCCAACACAUUAUUUCCUCCCGGAGCAUUGCAUGAGCGACAAAAGAGCAUGGAUACCACACCCUCUCAGCAGAUUCUGUCCGCCAAAGACACCAUCGACCUGGCGAUUCUGCGCAGCAAUCAAGCCAUCCACACAAGACGCAGCCCCAACCGCUUUGAGAUCGCCCGUGAGGGGCAACGCAUUGCGGUGGUUGUAUUAAAUCGGCCAGCGCACCGACUCGGCGAGACCAUCAUCGCCACCUUGGACUUUGGCGAAGCCGCAGUCCCGUGCUACGCGGUCCGGGCGUCACUGGAAACUUCGGAGAAGGUGACGCCGACUCUGGCCGUGCGGUCGAGUGCCAGCAUCCAUCGCGCCACACGACGAAUCUACGCAUCCCUAUUCGAGAACACGCUGUACUCUACGCGAGUUGUCUUCGCUCCGGCGAUCCCCAUCGCGGCUACACCUACGAUCCGCACCAGCGGCGUUAGUCUGGAUUGGGAAUUACGAUUUGAGUUUGUGACUGCCAGCAGCACCAGCGAACAGGGGCCUGGUCCAUCGGGUAUUGGUUUGCUCGAAACGUUGUCGGCUGAUGAUCGCGGCAAAGUGAUGUCUGCGAUGGAGCGGCUGGGCUGCGAGUCGUUUGAGAUCUCGAUCCCGUUGACAGUGUAUGGCGAGACUGUGCGUGAGCAAACCCCUGAGGAGAAUGAGGGAUACUCGAUCUAG